Molecule: messenger RNA, 1808 nt
Organism: Raphanus sativus (radish)
Lineage: Eukaryota; Viridiplantae; Streptophyta; Magnoliopsida; Brassicales; Brassicaceae
Product: protein DETOXIFICATION 31-like
Exons: 8
Coding region: 90-1649 (519 amino acids)
Biological process (GO): xenobiotic detoxification by transmembrane export across the plasma membrane
Cellular component (GO): vacuolar membrane
Molecular function (GO): antiporter activity; xenobiotic transmembrane transporter activity
Source: RefSeq, a predicted model, not a curated record
AUAUAAUUAUUGAUCCAUAACAUUGCAAGAUUCGCAAUAUCUCCCUUACCUCUUAACACUAUCUUUCUCUCUUUCUUGAUCGGACAAGAAUGGAGAAAGAUAAUAGUUUCAUGGAUCCGUUUCUGUCUUCCACGGAGGACCUUGACCCAACGACCCAGAAAGCGUUGAUGGAUUAUUUAGGAGUUGGCAGCACAGCAUCUUCUCUUGUCUCCUUCUGCUCUACCGCCGUUGAUAUCCCGCCCAUCUCCAACGUUGGAGACUUUGUCAGAGAGUUUAGAAUUGAGUCUAAGAAGCUAUGGAAGCUAGCCGGCCCGGCUAUUUUCACAUCAAUGGCCCAGUUCUCUCUCGGAGCCAUCACUCAGGUUUUCGCCGGACAUAUUAGCACCAUCGCUCUCGCCGCUGUCUCCAUCGAGAACUCAGUCAUCGCUGGUUUCUCCUUCGGUAUCAUGCUUGGAAUGGGAAGCGCGUUGGAAACGCUAUGCGGACAAGCGUUUGGAGCAGGACAAGCAUCAUUGCUCGGCGUUUACUUGCAACGCUCGUGGGUGAUUCUAAGCGCAACGGCUCUCAUGCUUUCACUACUCUAUAUUUUCGCGGCUCCGAUCCUAACAUUCAUAGGCCAAACCGCUACAAUCUCGGCCAUGGCCGGGCUUUUCUCCAUCUUCAUGAUCCCACAGAUCUUCGCCUACGCCAUAAAUUACCCGACCGCUAAGUUUUUGCAGUCGCAAAGCAAGAUCAUGGUCAUGGCAGGGAUCUCUGGUGUGGCUCUUGUGAUCCACACGCUCCUCACGUGGCUAGUCAUGUCUAAGUUCCACUGGGGACUUCCCGGUUUAGCUUUCGUGCUUAACACAUCGUGGUGGUUCAUCGUUGUGGCGCAGCUCGUGUAUAUUUUUGGUGGGACUUGUGGAGAGGCUUGGUCAGGAUUCACGUGGGAAGCUUUUCACAAUUUGUGGGGUUUUGUUAAAUUGUCUCUGGCUUCUGCUGUCAUGAUUUGUUUGGAGGUUUGGUAUUUCAUGGCACUCCUGUUGUUUGCUGGAUAUUUGAAGAAUGCUGAAGUCUCCGUGGCUGCACUCUCCAUUUGCAUGAACAUUUUGGGAUGGGCAGUUAUGGUUUCAGUUGGGAUAAACGCGGCAGUAAGUGUGAGAGUGUCAAAUGAGCUUGGGGCUAACCACCCACGAACGGCCAAAUUCUCUCUAGUCGUGGCGGUGAUAGUAUCGACAGCCAUCGGGAUGCUUAUAGCGGCGGUCUUACUCUUCUUCCGAGACGAGUACCCAGUUCUGUUUGUGGAAGAUGAAGUAGUUAGAAAUAUGGUUAGAGAACUCACACCAAUGCUUGCCUUCUGCAUUGUCAUUAACAAUGUUCAGCCUGUUUUGUCUGGAGUGGCUGUGGGAGCUGGAUGGCAAGCAGCUGUUGCGUAUGUGAACAUAGCUUGCUAUUACUUGUUUGGAAUCCCAUUUGGUCUUCUGCUAGGAUUUAAGUUGGAAUAUGGCGUAAUGGGUAUUUGGUGGGGGAUGAUGACUGGAACUUUUGUUCAGUCGAUAAUUUUGACUUGGAUGAUAUGCACAACCAACUGGGCCAAAGAGGCUGCAAUGGCGGAAGAGAGGAUACGAGAAUGGGGAGGAGUAACAGAGAAAGAGACUCUUUUGAACUAACUAUAUAGUUUUAUUUUAAGACAUAUGUUAAGAAGAUCUGCACGUUACAUUUUCGUGUCCGAACCAAAAAAAAGUCUUGAUAUUCACUCUUUCUCUAAGAUUUUAAUAAGUUGUAAUGUAAGAGCCUUUUUAAUCAAUAAACAUUUUGAAUUUCGAGAA